Molecule: messenger RNA, 528 nt
Organism: Micromonas commoda
Lineage: Eukaryota; Viridiplantae; Chlorophyta; Mamiellophyceae; Mamiellales; Mamiellaceae
Exons: 1
Cellular component (GO): cytoplasm
Molecular function (GO): protein binding
Source: RefSeq, a predicted model, not a curated record
CAGACGCCCCUGAUGGCGGCAUGCCUCGCGGGCAAAAGCGAAGUUGUUGAUGAGCUUCUCAGGCUCGGGGCAGACCCAUCUAUCCCUGAGAAAGAUGGUUACACCCCAUCACACGGUGUUGCCUUUCAAGGGCGGGAGCAGGCUGCUCGUGUGCUCGUCAAGCACGGGGUUGACGUGGAUGAGAAGCACGCCGAUGGAUACCAUCCGCUACACAGAACUCUGUGGGGCAGGUCUCCUCGACAUUUGGCGACUGCAAGGGUUCUGGUGAAGGAGGGCGGUGCAAAUGUCGAUGCACUCGAUGGUGGGGGAUCCCCGCCUUCGCACAAGGCGCUCGCGUCGUCGUGGCACGAGAUGCUCGAGCUCCUUCUCGAGCUCGGCGCUGACGUUAACUUGCAGGCGGGCAACGGUGAGACGCUGCUUCACCUCGCGGUGCAGAAUCGGGAUGAGCGGGCAGUCACGGCGAUCGUCAAGGCAGGAGGAGACCCGGCCGUGAAGAACAGCGAUGGCAUGUCGCCCUUAGACAUGGCC